Messenger RNA from Myripristis murdjan (pinecone soldierfish), 3700 nucleotides. RefSeq names its product NIMA-related kinase 8 (gene nek8). Gene Ontology annotation, molecular function: ATP binding; protein kinase activity. The record is from RefSeq and is a predicted model, not a curated record. Gene Ontology annotation, biological process: animal organ morphogenesis; protein phosphorylation. Lineage: Eukaryota; Metazoa; Chordata; Actinopteri; Holocentriformes; Holocentridae. Gene Ontology annotation, cellular component: cilium. The transcript has 15 exons. Bases 1 to 2091 code for a protein of 696 amino acids.
AUGGAGAAGUAUGAGAAAAUCAAAGUGGUCGGAAGAGGAGCCUUUGGGAUUGUCCACCUGUGUCGGCGCCGCAGUGAUGGGGCCUUCGUCAUCCUGAAGGAGAUCCCAGUGGAGCAGAUGUCACGCGACGAGCGGCUGGCGGCGCAGAACGAGUGUCAGGUGCUGAAACUGCUCAACCACCCAAACAUCAUCGAAUACUAUGAGAACUUCCUGGAGGACAAGGCCCUCAUGAUCGCCAUGGAGUAUGCACCAGGUGGAACCUUGGCUGAUUACAUCCAGAAGCGCUGUAACUCCCUGCUGGAUGAAGACACCAUCCUUCACUUCUUUGUGCAGAUCUUGCUGGCCCUUUACCAUGUGCACAACAAACUCAUCUUACACAGGGACCUGAAGACACAGAAUAUUCUUCUCGACAAGCACCAGAUGAUAGUCAAAAUCGGCGACUUUGGAAUUUCCAAAAUCCUCGUGAGCAAGAGCAAAGCUUACACCGUGGUUGGAACCCCAUGUUACAUCUCCCCGGAGCUGUGUGAGGGAAAGCCGUACAACCAGAAGAGCGACAUCUGGGCUCUGGGCUGUGUGCUCUAUGAACUAGCCAGUCUUAAGAGAGCCUUUGAGGCUGCUAAUCUCCCUGCCCUUGUCCUGAAGAUCAUGAGCGGCACCUUUGCUCCGAUUUCAGACCGAUAUAGCCCCGAACUCCGGCAGCUCAUCCUCAACAUGCUCAACCUGGACCCGUCCAAACGGCCGCAGCUCAAUGAAAUAAUGGCUCUUCCCAUUUGCAUCAGGCCGCUGCUUAAUCUCUACACAGAUAUCGGCAAUGUCAAAAUGCGCAGAAUUGAAAAACCACUGUCCACGGUGCAGCCUGGGCCUCAUGGUAGACCAGGAGGGAGAGUGCCUAGCAACAGAUCCAGAGAUGGAGCCGUAGGUUUAGGAACAGGGAAGCUGCACUCGCUGCCCUUGUCCUCGGUCUACACGUGGGGCAGUGGCAUCUCCGUGCCUCUGCGGCUGCCCAUGCUCAACACCGAGGUGCUGCAGGUCUCCCUGGGCCGCACGCAGAAGAUGGGGGUCACCAAGUCAGGCCGUCUCAUUACCUGGGAGUCUCCAUCAGUAGGCUCCGGUGAGCCCAGUCUGCCUGGUGUGGUGGAGCAAAUGCAGCCGCAGUUCAUUUCACGCUUCCUCGAGGGUCAGUCUGGAGUCACAAUCAAGUCUGUGUCCUGCGGUGAUCUCUUUACCACCUGCAUGACAGACAGGGGCAUUAUCAUGACGUUUGGGAGUGGAAGCAAUGGCUGUCUGGGGCAUGGUAAUUUCAAUGACGUAACACAGCCCAAGAUAGUGGAGGCGCUGCUGGGAUACGAGCUGGUUCAGGUGUCAUGCGGCGCCUCCCAUGUGCUCGCUGUGACCAAUGAACGCGAAGUAUUUGCCUGGGGAAGAGGAGACAAUGGUCGCCUCGGGCUCGGCACCCAGGACUCACACAACUGUCCUCAGCAGGUGUGUGUGCCUGUAGAGUUUGAAGCCCAGAGGGUGCUGUGUGGAGUGGACUGCUCUAUGAUCAUCAGCACCCAGUAUAAAAUCCUGGCAUGUGGAAGCAACCGGUUUAACAAGCUUGGCCUGGAUAAGAUAGCUGCUGGAGAGGAGCCAAAUCCCUCGAAUCAGGUGGAAGAGGUCCAUUCUUUUGCUCCUGUCCAGUCGGCCCCACUGAAUAUGGAGAAGAUUGUUUAUGCGGACAUCGGGACAGCCCACUCGGUUGCCGUUACAGAAAGGGGUCAGUGUUUUACCUUUGGCAGUAACCAGCAUGGGCAGAUGGGCUGUAGCUCCCGCCGUAGCAGCCGUGUGCCAUACUUGGUGCCCGGGCUACAGGGAAUCACCAUGGCCGCCUGUGGAGACGCCUUCUCCUUAGCCAUUGGAUCUGAAGGGGAGGUGUACACCUGGGGAAAGGGAGCCCGCGGCCGCCUCGGAAGGAAAGAGGAGGAUUCUGGGAUACCGAAGGCGGUGCAGCUUGAGGAGAGUCACCCGUUCACGGUGACAUCAGUGGCUUGUUGUCAUGGCAACACUCUGCUGGCAGUGAAACCUUUGCUCGAAGAACCUGCCCCAAGAUGAUUUCGUGAUUUUUGUCUUGAAAAGUGCUCCUCACCCACCGAGCAGUUGUCCCGAAGCUCGGCGAUGGCGCAAGGUGAAGGACAGCUUCCUCUGAAUAACUUCUCCCAGAGGCCCCGUCUGCGCGGCAGCUGAAAGAUUCCCUUUCAUACUGCAGCUGCGGCCGCAGCGUUUCAUUUGCUCUCCCUCUUUAUGUUGUGCUUUCUAGAAAUGUAAGCCUGUUUGCUUUCAGUCACACAAUAAUGCCACGAUAUGAUGGAGAAAAUCUGAAAAAGGUCAGAUAUUUCACUGCUCAAGUAAAGUGUGUUUCUCAAGCAGGUUAGGUAGUGGAAUGCUGUAGUAGUAUGACUGCAGGAAGUCAUUCGGCAGCUUUUGUCCUCUCUCACAUGCAGGACUAGCAUGAGAUGACACUUAGUGGAGAGUCAAACUGGUUUGAUCUCUUGAGCUAGUGGUGAAUGAGGUGAUACAAUGCAGGGAAAAGAAAAGAAUGAAUGCCACUUCAGUCUUUAGUUACCCAUCAGCCCAAUGAGCCAAACAAACUAAUCUCCAUCACUUUGUCAGUGGUCACGCUGUUCUUUAUGGUUUUAGUCCACAACACAGAGCAGAUAACGAUUCAUUGUUUAGUGUCAGGAAACUGAACCGACCCUGAAGGCAGUCGAUGGUAUUACAGCUGAUGGUGCAACCUGAUUUUAUAUAUUUUUGGAGCAUUGUGUAACUCACUGAAAUUUUUGACAUCAUUAGUGAGGCUGUAUACAUUUGUACAAACUGUGUUCCCAGGGUGACCUUAGGCUGUUGCCAAACAGAGGCAGGCAAAAACAAGGUCCUAGAGACAUCUAGUCGUGAAAUACUUUUUUAUUGUCUUGCGCAAUGUGUUUUUUUUUUUUUUUUUUUUUUUUUUUUGUAUGUUUCAUUUGUCAUUAUCACUGCCUGUAACCCUUUUAUAACCAGUCUUCAAGCUUUUACAGUGAUGAAAUCAUUUCAAAAGCAGGGCGUCAACUGGUUGCUGGAGCUUUGAAAUGAGCAAACAACCAACAAACCAACAACACAACAACAAAAACCAUGAUGAUUGUGAAAAAUGGUGUGAUAAUGAAGUGAGCGUUUAAUGAGAAGAUGCAUUGUGUUGAUAUGUUCAGAGAGAAGGCUGACGUGGCUGAGCGCUGAUUGCAUUCAAACAGGAAUGGACGCUAUAAGGGCUUUAAACAGAGAAAACCAGUUUUAAAAGACGGCCUCUUCCUGUCUCUCUUUCCUGCUUCAUUCCUCUGAAUCAUAAUGAAUUUCAAAUGCUGUUGAACUGAUUGUUAUUCUGCAUUUAACUAAUUUAAAUACAUCGUUUUAUUAGCUGCUGGUAAUCAGACAUCAUUAUCAUGUCUGGUCACUGACUGGUGAGAUAUGGAGGGUGGAUUUCAAAAUGUAGUCGGUUACCAAUUACCUGCUUAGAAUGAAUAGAUAAUCUCUAGCACUGGAUUACUUGGUGGAAUAAUCUGAUUAUUUUUGCAUUUCACAGCCUGUAAAAAUCCCUAAAUUCCCACGUUAAGCAGAUCAUUUUAGUGUGAUGUGUAAUUUUACUGGAUUAAAUAUCAGAUAGUGUAAUUACUGUAAUUACCAUUACAUG